Messenger RNA from Cornus florida, 4551 nucleotides. Its product is annotated as probable disease resistance protein At4g27220. Lineage: Eukaryota; Viridiplantae; Streptophyta; Magnoliopsida; Cornales; Cornaceae. Gene Ontology annotation, molecular function: ADP binding. The transcript has 4 exons. The coding region runs from base 1 to 4551 and encodes 1516 amino acids. The record is from RefSeq and is a predicted model, not a curated record.
AUGAUUGUCAUUGAUAUUAUUGUGGGGAAGCUCUUAUAUCCGCUUGUCGAGCACUUCUUCUCAUCCGUUGGGCAUCACAUUGGUUAUUUGGUUCACUACAAGAAGCACAUUAAGGAUCUUGAACAUGAAAUUGAGAAGCUUAGGGGUGAGAGGGGGAGGAAUCAAGGAGCAGUGAGUAGAGCCAUGGACAGUGCAGAAGUCAUUGAGGAGGAUGUAUUGAAUUGGCUAAAGAAGGUUGAUGAGACGGAAGAAGACGUGAAGAAAUUAAUGGAUGACAGAGAAAGGAUCAAGUGUCUUGGUGUUUGCUUAAUGUAUCGGCUAGGUAGGGAAGGAAGAAAGAAGAUGAAGGUUGUUAGUAAGCUUUUAGAAGAUGGCAUUUUUGACACAGUUGGACACCCUGCUCCUAUAAUGGAUAUAUGGUACACAUCCACCACAGACUAUGAGGGUUUUGAAUCGAGAGAACUGGUUUUUAAGGAGAUCAUGGAGGCACUUAAAGAUGAUGAGAGUUACAAAAUUGGUGUCUAUGGAAUGCCAGGUGUUGGAAAGACGAGAAUGGUAGAAGAAGUUGCCAAACAAGCUAAAAAAGAAAAGCUUUUUGAUGAGGUUGCUAAGACGGUCAUAUCUGAAAAUCCAGAUCUGAAAAGUAUUCAAGAAGAACUUGCUGACUGUCUAAAUAUGACAUUUAAUAAAGAGACUCAAGGUGGGAGGAAGGGGCAGCUGCAUAAUAGAUUGAAAAAUGGGAAUAAGAUUCUUGUAAUAAUCGAUGAUGUUUGGAAUGAUCAAAUUAAGUUGGAAGAAAUAGGAAUUCCAUCUACAGGCGAUCAAACCAAAGGUUGCAAAAUUGUUCUAACGUCCCGAAGAGAUGAAAUGUGCAAAGAGAUGGAGGUGGAGAAAAAUUUCCCAAUUGGACUCUUAUCGGAGGCUGAAGCAUGGAGCCUAUUUAAGAAAACAGUGGGAGAUUCUACUGAAUCUCCUGAAAUGCAUUCUGUAGCGGAAAAAGUGUGUAGAGAAUGUGACCGUUUGCCCUUGGCAAUACUUACAGUUGGAGCAGCACUGAAGGAUGAAAAUAAGCAUGCUUGGGAUGAUGCAAUUGAACAAUUGAGAAACUCUAAGGGAGGUAACAUUGAGGGAGUGACAACAAAACUAUAUUCACGCAUAGAGUUGAGCUACAGGUAUCUAGAGCAGGCAGAUGAACGAUCAUGCUUUCUGCAUUGCUGCUUGUUUCGAGAAGAUGCUGAGAUUUCAAUUGAUGACUUGCUGAGAUAUGGAGUGGGAACGAGGUUUCUUCAAGGCAUGAAUACAUUGAAAAAAGCAAGAGACAGAACACGUGUGUUGGUUGAAACCCUCAAGAAAUCCUACUUGUUGUUAGAAGGUAAAAAUGAGAACUUCUUUAAAAUGCAUGAUGUCAUUCGACAUGUUGCCAUAUCAAUUGCAUCAAGAGAGGAACAUGCAUUUCUAGUGAAAACCGGUGUCCAAGAGUGGCCAGAAGAAGAUGAAUAUAAAUGUUGCAGUUCAAUCUCAUUACGGUCCAAGAAUAUUCGUGAGCUUCCCCGUAAUUUAAAAUGUCCAGAACUACUUACCUUAGUAUUGGAAUGCAACAAUCCUUCAGUACUAGAAGUUCCAAAAGUUCCAAUUAGCUUUUUUAAAGGGAUGGAAAAGCUUGAAGUUUUAGAUUUGUGUAAUAUGCGCGUAUUGACAUUACCAUCAUCACUAAAAAAUCUGCGGAUGCUACGUCUAGUUGACUGCCAGCUGGUGAACCUAGCUUUUGUCAAGGAAUUAAAGAAUCUUGAGAUAUUAAGCGUUAGUGAUUUUGAUCUCAAAGAGCUGGCUCAGGGAAUCGGACAGUUGACUCGUCUGCGGUUGUUGGAUUUGAGAAACUGUUAUAACGUAAAAAUUCUUCCAUCGGGUAUCAUAUCAAGUCUGUCCCGCCUUGAGGAAUUGUACAUACCAUGUUAUUUUAAGCGAUGGGGGGUUCAAGGCAAUGCAAGCCUUGUUGAACUAAAUUCACUGCUUAGCUUAGUCAUUUUAGAAAUUCAUAUACCGAAUGACAUGUUACUGCCCAAGGAGCGCCUGUUUGAGUCGUUGAUCAGAUUUAAAAUAUCCAUUGGGAGUGGAUUUUAUCCUGAGGAAAAUUACUCAGCGACAAGGAUCUUGAAACUCGAAGGUAUUACUUUGAAGAGGGAGCUUAACAUGUUGAUAGUUAAAGCUGAAGUACUAUAUUUAACUGGAUUGGAAGGUUUAAAGAAUGUGCUUGAUUAUAGAGAUGGUAAGGGGUUUCUAGACUUGAAGUAUCUUAAAGUUGAGGAUUGUGAUGAGAUGGAACAUCUAUUCAAACCAAAAUGGAAUGCACACACUAAGGGACCCUCUGCAUCAGGUUCUUUCAGUAAAUUAACUGUAUUAAGAAUUCAAAAUUGUAGAUUGAAAUAUCUCUUCUCCCCAUCCAUUGCAAGAGGCCUUCGGCAACUCCAAGAAUUAAAAAUAAGUAAAUGCAUGUCAAUGGAGGAAGUAGUUAAAGAUGGCGAGGAAGUCGUGGAUAAAAUUAUUUUUCGUCAAUUAAAGAACAUGGAGUUGGAGAAUUUACCAAACCUCAGAAGCAUCUAUGCCAACAAUAUGAAGAAGAAGUCAACUACAGAGUGUAGAUCUUCUACCCUUGCACAGGCUUUGUUUAAUGAUAAGGUUGUAUUCCCUGCCUUAGAGCAAUUGAACAUUUCAUCCUUGGGAACCAUUACAGCAAUAUGGGACAACCAAUCACUCCUAGUGAAUGAAGCAGAAGAUUCAUUUUGGCGCCUAAGGUACAUGGAAGUAUGUCAAUGUGACAAACUGGUGAAUGUGAUUCCCUCUAAUUUGCUUCCGAGGUUACAGAAUCUGGAGAUGCUUGAAGUUAAAUGGUGUGAAUCAGUAGUAUGUGAAGUUGAAGUGCUUACCAUUGAAAAAGGGUCUACGACAUCAGCACCAACAAUUGUACUCCCUCGAAUAGGAGCAAUGCAUCUAGGAAUGCUACCUAACUUGAUGCACAUGGGAUUGAACAAAAAGGUACUUUCUGAUAGUCCUCAUGUCUAUGAAAACCUAAGCGUUCUCUUCAUUGAUAAUUGUAACAGUGUGAGAAAUGUAUUCUCACCAUCCAUAGCAAAAAACCUUGUGCACUUCCAAGAAUUAGAAGUAACUGCAUGUAAGAAGAUGGAAGAGAUAGUUGCAGUUGAAACUGGACAAGGAGAAAAUAGUGAAGAAGAUCUAGCCGAUGAUGAGAUCCUCAUCUUCCCUCAAUUGAAGACUUUGACACUUGAAUACUUGCCAAAACUCAAAAGCUUUUGCUGCAGUUAUAGAUCCAAAAGAGGGGGACAAGAAAACGAAAGAGGAAAGGAGACUCUUCCCAUAGUGGAAGCACUCUUCAAUGACAAGGUUAAAUUCCCAGCUUUGGAGGAGUUGACAGUUACAGAAUUAAAAAGCCUUAGAGUAAUUUGGAAAAUCAAAUUAUUCCAAGGUUCAGAAGCAGAAGAUUCUUUCCGGAAGGUAAGGCUUAUCGAGGUGUAUGGCUGUCAAAAACUGGUUAAUGUGAUUCCAUCCAAUGUGCUUCCAAGGCUACAGAACCUUGAAAAACUUGAUGUUGACUCAUGUGCGUCAGUUGUAUCCGUAGUUGAAGUGCUGAAUGUUGAAGAAGGGUGUGCAACAUCAGCACCAACAAUCAUACUCCCUCGGUUACGGGAACUGAAGCUAUAUUCACUGCCUAACUUGAGGCGCACAGGGUUGUACCAAAAGCAAUAUUUGGAUGUAUAUCAUAGCUAUUCCGAUCUAACAAUUGUUGAUUUUUUUGCUUGUGAUAGAUUGAGAAAUGUAUUUUCACUAUCCAUCGUAAGAAAUCUUUGUCAGCUCCGAGAAUUGAGAAUAGAACGUUGUUGGAAGAUGGAAGAAAUAGUUGUCAUUGAAAAGCGACAAGAAGAAGAAGAAGAAACCGAUGACGAGAUCCUUGUGUUCCCUCAAUUAAGGAUUAUGACACUUCAAAUGUUGCCAGAGCUCAGAAAUUUCUACUGCAAUUGUGGAUCCAAAGAAGAAGAACAAACAGAGGAGGAUAGUAUUCCUGAGUGGCGAGCUCUUUUCAACCAGAAGGUUAAAUUUCCUUGCUUGGAGGUCUUGCGUAUCAAAGACAUGAAAAACUUUAAAGAGAUAUGGCAUAGCACAGUUCCAACUGAUUCUGUUCCCAAACUGAGAUUUUUACAAGUGAAAAGGUGUGGCGAACUAUUAAAUGUUGCAUCAUCAAGAUUGCUUGGAAGUUUCGAGAACCUAGAAGAACUCAAAGUGCAACUGUGUCGCUUCCUCGAAGAGAUUUUUAAAAUUGAAGGAUCAAAUGCAACAGCAGGAGUAGAUGGAAGAGAUGAGGGUGUAAGAAACGAAGUGGAAGACGAUCUUUUGCUCCCCCGAUUAAAGAGAGUGGCCCUUGAAGAUCUACCAUGCCUGUCAUGCUUUUGCAUUUCUAAAUUGCCAUCCUUAGUAACAAUGUCAAUAGAACGCUGCCCCAAAUUGGAAAUGCUUCCUCGCAAUACCUCAACACUGUGA